Messenger RNA from Closterium sp. Yama58-4, 1137 nucleotides. The record is from the annotation of a GenBank genome assembly. NCBI's taxonomy places the organism in Eukaryota, Viridiplantae, Streptophyta, Zygnematophyceae, Desmidiales, Closteriaceae.
AUGGUGUCAGGCCUAGUCGAUGGCGCGGUGCGCUUCGCGUUUGAGCAUUGCAAGUUGUCGUCUCGUUUUGGUGGUGUGUGGUUUGCUUGUCCGUCGCUCUAUGUAUGCUUUUCGUUUCUCUCAUGGGCUGGCGUAUUAAAAGGAAUGGGAGGAGCGGGAGGAGCAGGAAUAGGAGGAGGAGAAACAGGAGGGGGAGGAGGGCAAACGGGAGGGGAGGAGGGCGGCAGGAGGCCUGGAGGGCGGCGCUACGUGCCGCCACUGGCUGACGUGAUAGCGAACGUGACGGGCGGCAGGGACCGUCCCAUUGUGGUGGUCACGGCUCGUGCUGUGAACCUGGAAUUCGUUCACAACUGGUACCUGUCAGUGCGGGGCAAGCGCAUGGGGCGGCGGGUGCUGUUCAUAGCAGAGGAUUACCACUCCUUCCGCCUGCUGAACCGCCAGUUCCCCAUGCGGACCGCCCUUAUCGUCACUCCCAAGAAGGACCAGACAGCAGGCAUUGAGGACCGGCGCCCAUGGCAUUUUCUUCUCCUUCUGCAGCACAACGUUUCCUUCCUCUACAAUGAUCCGGACAUGGUGUGGUUGCAGCUGCCCUUCGGUUACUUCAACGGUGAUUUCGACCUCUGGGCUGCCUCUUCCGCUGCCACCUUUGACGCACCUCAGCAGCCCACCGACGACGCCGCCCCCUCCACCAACCACCACCUCCUCCGCCCCACACCUCUCCCACCCAACCAACCGCUCUCCACCGCUCUGCUUUUCUUCCGAGCGUCCCCUGGCGCCAGGGCGGUGGUGCAGGGGUGGCAAGCGGAGCUCAAGUUUAUUGUCAUGAAGAUGAGAAAGCUGGGCGUGCCGAUUAACCAGAGCGAGGGCGCGUUCAAUCGCGCGGUUCGAGGAGCCGGGAGCGCCGCCAGGGUCGCGCUGCUGCCGCAGUUGCUGUUCCCGUCGACGGCUCUUUAUUUCAGCAAUCCCUCAUUUCGCUCGGAUUUGGAGGCGAAGUCAAUUAGACCAGUCGUGCUACACAGCAGCGCAAUUGAAAACAGGCUUGAAAAGAAGAGCCUUUUAAAGAGUCACGGCCUAUGGGUGCUAUCGGAUAAAUGGCAGCCGUUUGCUAUGGGACGCUCCCAAAACAUUGGUGGAUGA